AUGAUAAUGCAAGUAUUAUUAUGGACUAUAACAGUUUCAAAUGACUUCUGGACAGUCCACGUACCUAAUCUCAUCAUCACGCCCCUCCUCUUACACACUGAUAAGUCUUUUGUGUCGGGAUGGCUUAACUUUUGUUGUUUCCUAAUCCUAGCCCUAGCACUCGCCAACUGCUCGAAAUGGUGUAAGAAAAAGUCAAAAAGUGGAAAAAUCAAGAAGACUCAAAAAACCAUCGGUACGACGAUUGGUAUUAGAUCGGGAGCAACGACGGGUGGUAACACUGGCACUGCAAUGGGCGAUCAUAAGAAUUCUGGUUAUCCAGUUGGAGAAUCUGAUCAAUCGGACACAAAAGCGUCGGCGAUAUCAACGUAUGCUGACGCGAAGAACGCCGAUGGAGCGGCGGUCGAAGGAGGUGGAAAGGGCGGAGCUAAAGCGCCGAAGAAGGUCAAGAAGGGGAAGACGACGUCGGAAGAUCAGGAUGAGAAGGAUGCGAAGAAGACGGCGACAAAGGAUGAGACUAAGGCCGAAGUCGAGUACAACCACGAGAACACGCUUCGCAUCGAGAUGGUCGACGACGAUCACACGAAGACGACGACAGUCGAUCAGUCGGCAUGCCUCGACGCCUACGACGUUGCCAAUAAUGAGCUCGUCAAGCGACCCUCCCAAAUCAACGCCAAACAGCAAUCGGACAAGGGCAAGGGCAAAGACAAGGGCAAAAAGAAGAAGAAGAACACGACGGUGCAGAGUGUCGAUUGUGGACCACCACCGGCUGAUGAUAAGGCCGCCAAGAAAUCGGGAAAAGUGACGAAAUCGAAAAAAUCGAAGAAAUCCAAAAAAUCCAAAAAAUCGCAACGGUCUCAACGUGGCAAUCAACCGGCGUCUGGUCCGGAGAAGCAACAGGAGUCGGGUCCCAACGAGAAGAAGAUGCGAACCGCCGACGAUGGCGAAUCGGAUCAGCAGAAGGAGAAGGAUCACGCGAAACACGAGAAGAAGACGCAGGGGGAGUCGUUGAGAAAGGACGACGUCAAGGAGUAG
Molecule: messenger RNA, 1032 nt
Organism: Caenorhabditis briggsae
Lineage: Eukaryota; Metazoa; Nematoda; Chromadorea; Rhabditida; Rhabditidae
Exons: 4
Coding region: 1-1032 (343 amino acids)
Source: RefSeq, a predicted model, not a curated record